Olea europaea var. sylvestris is the source of this 1976-nucleotide messenger RNA. Its product is annotated as eukaryotic peptide chain release factor subunit 1-3-like. The transcript is spliced from 3 exons. Gene Ontology annotation, biological process: cytoplasmic translational termination. The coding region runs from base 157 to 1470 and encodes 437 amino acids. Lineage: Eukaryota; Viridiplantae; Streptophyta; Magnoliopsida; Lamiales; Oleaceae. Gene Ontology annotation, cellular component: cytosol; translation release factor complex. The record is from RefSeq and is a predicted model, not a curated record. Gene Ontology annotation, molecular function: sequence-specific mRNA binding; translation release factor activity, codon specific.
UAUAAACCGACAACUGUUGAAUUUCAUUUAUAAAUUAAAAUGAAGAUUGUGGCAAUAGAUUAGAUUGAAAUUCUCGUCUAUUCUCUCUCUAACUCUGUGUGCUUACAGUUUACGCUUUAUAUUAUUCGACUGUUUCGCCCUAUCAAGCUCAAAAAGAUGGCAGAUGGUCAUGAAACUGAUAAGAACAUUGAGAUAUGGAAGAUCAAGAAGCUCAUUAAGUCAUUGGAAGCUGCUCGAGGCAAUGGUACCAGUAUGAUUUCUCUUAUCAUGCCUCCACGUGAUCAAAUACCUCGUGUUGCGAAGAUGCUUGGAGAUGAAUAUGGGACUGCAUCUAACAUCAAAAGCAGAGUGAAUCGUCAAUCGGUUUUAGGUGCAAUUACAUCUGCUCAGCAGAGACUGAAAUUGUACAACAAGGUUCCUCCAAAUGGGCUUGUGUUUUACAUUGGAACCAUUAUAACUGAAGAUGGGAAGGAAAAGAAAGUCACAAUUGACUUCGAACCUUUUAAGCCCAUAAAUGCAUCCCUAUAUCUCUGUGACAACAAGUUUCACACAGAAGCACUGAAUGAACUUUUAGAAUCUGAUGACAAGUUUGGUUUUAUUGUUAUGGAUGGAAACGGGACCCUUUUUGGGAUAUUGAGUGGCAACACAAGGGAGGUUCUUCACAAAUUCUCUGUCGACCUUCCUAAGAAACAUGGAAGAGGAGGGCAGUCAGCUUUGAGGUUUGCACGUCUGCGAAUGGAAAAACGCCACAACUAUGUAAGGAAGACUGCAGAGCUUGCUACUCAAUAUUUCAUCAAUCCAGUCACCAGCCAGCCCAAUGUGUCAGGACUCAUACUUGCUGGAUCAGCUGACUUCAAGACUGAGCUUGGUCAGUCUGAUAUGUUUGAUCCUCGUCUUCAGGCGAAGAUUUUGAAUGUAGUUGAUGUUUCAUAUGGAGGGGAAAGUGGCUUCAACCAGGCAAUUGAACUGUCUGCUGAGAUAUUAUCCAAUGUGAAAUUUAUACAAGAGAAGCGCUUAAUAGGCAAGUACUUUGAGGAAAUCAGCCAGGAUACGGGCAAGUAUGUUUUUGGUGUUGAUGACACAUUGAAAGUUCUGGAAAUGGGUGCUAUUGAUACCCUCAUCGUGUGGGAAAAUCUGGAUAUAGUUAGGUAUGAGCUUAAGAAUAGCUCUACUGGAGAAAUUAUCAUUAAACACUUGAACAAGGAGCAGGAGGCUGAUCAGAAUAAUUUCCGGGAUCUGAACACAACUGCAGAAUUGGAGGUUCAGGAUAAGAAGCCAUUGCUUGAGUGGUUUGCUGAGCAGUACAGACAGUUUGGUUGUACCCUUGAAUUUGUCACCAACAAAUCGCAAGAGGGAUCUCAGUUUUGCAGAGGUUUUGGAGGAAUUGGAGGAAUCCUCCGUUACCAGGUGGAUGUCCGAGCUUUUGAUGAGCUUUCUGAUGAUGGAGAGGUUUAUGACGAUUCUGAAUAGCAAUCAGCCAACCUUUCAAACUCCGGUGCAGUGGUUGAGUGGGAAACUUGCACCGGUGCACGAGGGCUCGCCCUUGACUUAACCGCUCAUUUAGUGCUGAAAAGAAUUCAACUGCUGCUGAGUACUAGUGGAUAAACUACCUGGAAAAGGACAGAAUAGCAUAAUCCCCUUCAAGUGUUGGGAGAGGAGGCAAUGUCAAGAGUUCGACUUUGCUGAUCAGAUAGAAGACUGAGUCCCUUCGUUCCAUCAAGUGCAUUUUAGGAACUCCACAUAUGCCCCCCUGUUGUUUGGUGAUUUGGAUCUUUAUGAUUUUACUUUCUGAAAAGAGACCUAUAUGCAUCUAGAAGUUUUAAGAUAUUUGUUUUGAGUCGAAUUUCACAGUUUAAGCAGUAUGUGUGUGGAACUUGAUACUUUACUAUUUAGAUUCACAAUGUUGGCGUUUAGUUCCUAUUUUGUGUUCUGAAAUAUUUAUGUUCUUGAUAUCUUAUGCUUGCACGAGUAAAUCA